Molecule: messenger RNA, 1938 nt
Organism: Vitis riparia (riverbank grape)
Lineage: Eukaryota; Viridiplantae; Streptophyta; Magnoliopsida; Vitales; Vitaceae
Product: dynamin-related protein 3A-like
Exons: 17
Coding region: 1-1512 (503 amino acids)
Cellular component (GO): microtubule; membrane; cytoplasm
Molecular function (GO): microtubule binding; GTPase activity; GTP binding
Source: RefSeq, a predicted model, not a curated record
AUGCAGGACCUAAAUCAAAACCGUAGCAUUUCAGAAGCACUUGCUUAUGAGGACCAGUUCUUCCAUGAUCAUCCUGUGUAUCAUGGUCUGUCUGAUUGUUGCGGCAUUCCCCAGUUAGCAAAGAAGUUAAAUCAGAUUCUGGAGCACCACAUUAGAAUGGUCCUACCAAGUUUGAAGGAUGAACUAAAUUGCCAUAUGAUUGCUGUGGUAAAAGAGCUGCAGACAUAUGGAGAAGUAGUGGAAUCAAAAGUGGAACAAGGGGCAGUUCUGUUGAACAUCUUGAAAAAAUACUGUGAAGCUUUCUCUGCCCUUGUUGAUGGGAAAAGUCAGGAGAUGUCAACUAGAGAGUUGUCUGGUGGAGCCAGAAUCCACUACAUUUUCCAGUCAAUUUUUGUGAAGAGCUUGGAGGAGGUGGAUCCUUGUGAAGCUCUAACAGACGAGGAUAUUCGAAUGGCCAUCCAAAAUGCCAAUGGUCCAAGAAAUGCUUUAUUUGUGCCAGAGGUCCCAUUUCAAAUUCUGGUUAGAAGACAAAUACAUCGUUUGUUAGACCCUAGCCUUCAGUGCCUACGAUACGUCUAUGCUGAACUUCUAAAGAUGAGUCAUGCUUGUGAGGCACCUGAGGUGCAAAGAUUCCCAGUAUUGAGAAGGAAGCUGGAAGAUGUCAUGGGAAAGUUUUUGCGUGAUGGCAUAAAACCUGCUGAGAGAAUGAUAGGAAACAUGAUUGAGAUGGAGAAGGGUUAUAUAAAUUCUUCACAUCCAAAUUUCAUAGGUGGAAGCAAAGCAGUAGAGCUUGCAGUCCAGCAGUUACGAUCUUCUCAGGAUGGUACAGAUGUUGAAAGUGUAUCCACAUUAGAGCAGGGCCUGAGAUCUCGAGCAGUUCUUGCUAAUUCAGUUGUGAAAGGUUCUUUGCCUAACCAGGGAAGUCAUCCUCAGUCCAUGAAUGAAAGAUCAGUGUCAGCUGGUAAUGCAUACUCGAGAACUUGGGGAAUUUCAUCAAUAAUUGGGAAGUGGGCAUCACCUAAUGAUUGUUCAGCUAACACAGCUCUUGGUGAAACAUUUCAUGAUAUGGAGCUGUUGCCCUCUAUGAUACAAUUGAGAGACCCUCCACCCAUCUUAAAGCCACUAGAAACACAAACAGAGCGUGAAGCAGUGGAAGUAAUAGUAACCAAAUUACUCCUGAGGUCUUAUUAUGACAUUGUUAGAAAGAACGUUCAAGACUUCGUUCCUAAAGCUAUAAUGCAUUUUCUGGUCAAUCAUACAAAGAGGGACCUGCUUAAUGCCUUUGUACAAAAACUAUACAGAGAGAACCUCUUCAAAGAGAUGUUGCGGGAGCAGGAUGAUGUUGUCCUAAAAAGAAAGCAGAGCCAAGAAAUGUUCUGCGUUCUGCAGCAAGCUAUUCAGGCAAUUGAUGAGGUUGAUUCUGAAAUGUCAUCCCCAAAUUCAAAUUCAAGCUUCAGUGCUGAUACAACCAUGCGAUUGCCAAGAACCCUGAGUCAUCAUUCCCAUGUCUAGCGAGCAUCCAACAGAGACACCAGGUCAUCUUACAUAUAACAACAUAUCAUCCUCCCCAAAUCCUUGAGCUCCCACACUAUUCCAUUCCUGAAAGCAGACAUUACCUAGCAAUACAUAUAGUGGACUCCACAAGGUAUUUAUAGAGUUUCAAUUUCUUCACAGAAAUUUCAUGUAGUGGAAAAGUUGAAGGAAGAAAACAAAGUUUAUUUUUGUUGAAGAGUAUGGAAAUGCUGUAUUUGCAAUUCUGUAUAUGUUCUAGGUGUUUAGUUUCUUCCAUGAAGAAAUGCUUUUCAUACAUAAAUAAGCUACGAGUUGAACAUGCAGAUAGAUAUUGAAGUCCAAGACUUUUAAGCCAAACAUGGUCUAACUUUUUGUAAAAUAAAAUUUGAUAACUCUUGAUUCCUCUUUUCACUCUGUUUUUAUGUU